This is a messenger RNA of Pundamilia nyererei, 2844 nucleotides long. RefSeq names its product periostin, osteoblast specific factor b (gene postnb). Gene Ontology annotation, molecular function: cell adhesion molecule binding. Gene Ontology annotation, cellular component: extracellular matrix. The record is from RefSeq and is a predicted model, not a curated record. Bases 62 to 2437 code for a protein of 791 amino acids. Gene Ontology annotation, biological process: extracellular matrix organization; cell adhesion. The transcript has 21 exons. NCBI's taxonomy places the organism in Eukaryota, Metazoa, Chordata, Actinopteri, Cichliformes, Cichlidae.
CUCCUGCUCUCCGUCUGCUCCCACUACUCUGGGUCUGGGUGGGCUAGCGAAGGAAUCAGGGAUGAAGCUCCUUUUUGUGGUUGCCUGUGCACUUUUUGUGCUCUGUACAUUUGAUAAUGCUGACUCCUCAGCUUAUGACAAAAUUGUUGCCCACAGCAGGAUCAGAGCCAGAAAAGAAGGACCCAAUGUCUGCGCCCUCCAGCAAGUCAUGGGAACCAAGAAGAAAUACUUUAGCACUUGCCGUAACUGGUACAGAGGGUCCAUCUGUGGAAAGAAAGCGACUGUGAUUUAUGAGUGCUGCCCAGGGUAUAUGAAAAUGGAUGGCAUGCUUGGCUGCCCUGCAGUUGCCCCGAUUGACCACGUGUAUGGCAGUUUGUCUAUAGUGAAGGCCUCAUCAACCCAAAACUACGCUGACAUUUCCAAGCUAAGACCUGAGAUUGAGGGACCAGGAUCUUUCACCUUCUUUGCUCCCAGCAAUGAGGCUUGGGAUAAUUUGGAUACGACAGUGAGGGAUGCACUGGUCAGCAACGUCAAUAUUGAACUAUACAACGCUCUUCAUUAUCAUAUGGUCAACAAGCGCCUCCUGACCAAAGACUUAAAGAAUGGAAUAAAAGUCACCUCCAUGUACAACGACCUUGAUCUCCAUAUUAACCAUUACUCCAAUGGGAUAGUGACUGUGAACUGCGCCAGGAUCAUCUACGCCAACCAGAUCGCCACAAAUGGAGUCGUGCAUGUCAUCGACCGCGUCAUCAGUGCUAUUGGAAACACUAUUCAAGAUGUCAUUGAAGUUAACGAUGACUUGACAACCCUGAGUGAUCUAUUUCAAAAUUCUGAGCUUUUGGAGAAACUGGGUCAGCCAGGACAUUACACUCUUUUUGCCCCGACCAAUGAAGCCUUUGAGCAGCUCGGCAUCGAUGUGCUGGAAAGAAUUCAGAGUGACAAGCAGGCCCUCAAAGCUCUUCUGUCUUUCCACCUCCUGGACUCAAUCCAGUGCUCUGAGGGUAUCCUGGCUGGCACCUCUUAUGAGACACUGGAGGGCAACAACAUUGAAAUUGGCUGUGAUGGCGAAAGCUUGACAGUCAAUGGCAUUAAAAUGGUGCGUCAGAAGGACAUUGUCACCACCAAUGGUGUCAUCCACAUUAUUGACAAAGCACUUGUUCCAGACUCAGCUAAGCAGGUAAUGGAACUGUUGGGAAGUUCCCAGUCAACCUUCAGUGACAUGGUGUCUGAGCUGGGCCUUUCUAGUGGCAUGAGAUCAGAUGCAGAGUACACUUUACUGGCUCCAUUCAACAGUGUCUUUAGUGAUGAAAUAAUGUCCAUGGAUCAGGACUUACUCAAAAUUAUCCUGGAGAACCACAUCUUGAAGAAUAAGAUUGUUCUGGGACAGCUGUACAAUGGCCAGCAGCUGGAGACCAUCGGAGGGAAACUUCUUCGGGUCUUCAUCUAUCGUUCAGCUGUGUGCAUCGAGAAUUCCUGCCUGAUACGAGGCAGUAAAGAAGGAAGCAAUGGGGCCCUUCAUCUCAUGAGGACUCUGUUGAAACCUGCAGAAAAAACUAUGUAUGAGAUUCUGACAGAAAACGGAGGGUUCAAGAUCUUUUUGUCUCUGAUGGAAGCUGCUGGCUUGACUGACGUGCUUCGACAGGAGGGAGGCUUUACUCUGUUUGCCCCAAGCGACAAGGCUUUUGCAGGUUUAAGUGAAAGAGACAUGGCUGUGUUGAAGAAGGACAUAAAUGCACUCAGAACCAUCCUUCUGUAUCACAUCAAUAAUGGUAUCUUCAUUGGCGGUGGUUUGGAGCCUGGGGUGACAAACCUUCUCAAGUCCCUCCAGGGCAGCAACCUUAAAAUUGUAGUUGCAAACAACACUGUGAAGGUUAAUUCUGUUCAAGUCCCUGAGGCUGAUAUGAUGGCCACAAAUGGAGUCAUUCACUUUGUCAACAAGCUGUUGUAUCCUGAAGAAAUCCCUAUUGGAUCCCAGGAACUCCAGAUGGUUCUGACGAAGCUCAUCUCUUAUAUUCAAUUUAAGUACAUUUCUGGAUUCAGAUAUCAGGAAAUCCCCCUUACAUUUUUGAAAGUGACAAGGGUCAUUCAAAGGGAACCCAUCAAAAAAACGGUUACCAGGGUGAUUGAAAAGCAGAAACCCAUCCAAAAGGUUACCAGGGUGAUUGAAACGCAGAACCCCGUCCAAAAGGUUACCAGGGUGAUUGAAAGGCAGAACCCCGUCCAAAAGGUUACCAGGGUUGUCUCUGGGCCUCAAUACUCAGUCAGCACUGGUACCAGCAACAUUGAUCUGGAAGGAGUCGAUCUUUCAGAAGUUUCCACCAUUGAAGCGAGCGAUCUUGACACAUCAAGGCUUACCAAAAUAAUCCAAAAAGGCAGUUCCAGAGGAAAUAAUCCCAGAAGAGUUAUAGCUGGCAGCAGGAGGAGGGGAAGGGACUGAGCACAAGCUGAUGAGAACACCUCCUGGCUAAAAGCCGAAAGAGACGUCAAACCCAGAUUUUAAAGUUGGUGUUUUAAUACAAGGGCUGUGCCUAAAAUUCAUACUGUAAUAGGUAUACCUGACAAAAAAAACUACUCUCAUAAACACUUUAAUGGUGCUUUGAAUGUAUAUAAAGCAAGUUCACAUGAAUAUUUCAGCAUGAUUUUAAAUACACAGAAAGUCAAAGCAGCUAUAGGAUAGUCUGAAUGCAUUCAUUCAUUAGAUUUACAAUAAAAUACUUCAAUUUUGAGCUUCUCUAUGACUUUGCUUAACGCAAAGAGGUUAAAAGCUGCCUGAAAAAUUUCAAAAUCUAAGCAUGAUAAAGAUAAAAAAAAAAAAAAAAAAAAACAUGUUUUCUGACUUUAACU